Messenger RNA from Gopherus flavomarginatus (Mexican gopher tortoise), 3132 nucleotides. It is a transcript of the gene MIS12, whose product is annotated as MIS12 kinetochore complex component. The transcript has 2 exons. Gene Ontology annotation, biological process: mitotic sister chromatid segregation; mitotic cell cycle; protein localization to kinetochore. Gene Ontology annotation, cellular component: chromosome, centromeric region; nucleus. Bases 756 to 1391 code for a protein of 211 amino acids. The record is from RefSeq and is a predicted model, not a curated record. NCBI's taxonomy places the organism in Eukaryota, Metazoa, Chordata, Testudines, Testudinidae.
CGCGGGGAGGGUUCCCUACGCCUGCGGCCCCCUCGCACUUGGGAGCCGGGGACGGUAGCGCCCCAGUCCCAAAGGCCUCGGGAGCCUGGGCCCAGGCGACGGUUCCUACCGCGCCAAAAGGAAGCUAGGGCCUGAGGGCCCAAGCAGCCCCCACCCAUGGGGCCUGGGCAGCGGUAGGGCCACGGGGAUAGAGCACCAGGGUGCGGGUUGGCGCUGUGCCUGCUGGGGGAUCUAGGGCAAGUCACUGCCCUUUCCCGUGCCUCAGUUUCCCCAUCGGUACAAUGGGGCUCAAGAUCUCACCUGUUUUGUAAGGCGCUCUGAGAUCUGCUGAGGAAAAGCUCCCAAUGAGAGCUGCCUGCUGUUAUCUGUUCUCACCCUGAGUUGAAUUUUCUGAGAGCCUAAUGCUGUGGCUAAUUAUCCAGCGGGAAUCUCCCCUCCCCCUUAAUUAUGACCAAUGUCAGUCACUUAAAACCUUCCCAAGGUGUCAGCCUGGCCCUUGGUCUGAUCUGAAAAGGCUCCUACGUAGUAGGGGUCUGUGACUAUUAGUGGGAUAAAGGCUGGUAAACUGCUUAAAGGGGAGCUUAUCCUAUUAUAAUGGACUAAUUGGGGUCUUUGGUCCUACCAUGUCAGCACAAAUGCCGGAGAAGACUGCUGUUGGAAUACCUUCAGCACAGAGCCUUCACCUCCAGUGGGACAGGGAAGCUGCUUUUAUACACAAUUUCCACAUUGUCUAUGGUUGACUUCUUUUAGCCAAGAUGUCAGUGAAUCCUAUGGCAUAUGAAGCCCAGUUCUUUGGUUUUACCCCUCAGACAUGUAUGCUUAGGGUCUACAUUGCAUUUCAAGACUACCUGUUUGAAAUGAUGCUGGUUGUGGAGAGAGUCAUUCUGAAGAAACUAGAAGGCUUUCCUGACUCUAAGAUCAGUCCAUUCCAAAUCCGUAAGAGCACAGAGAAAUUUCUUCUCUUCAUGAAGGAGCGCUUUGAUCACCUCUUCAGCAAAAUGGAACAAAUGCUUUUGCAGUUGGUGUUAAACAUCCCUAAAAAUGUUUUACUUCCUGAAGACAAGGUCCACGAGCAGUACCCCUACAGUAAGGAACAGUUUCAAACUCUGCAAGGUGAAAUUGAUCAACUACAGAAACAAUACAAGGUUGAAGUGUCUGCUGGACAGGCCCUUUUAGCAGAAUUAGAAGAACAGAAAAUGGUUCAGGCAGAACUUGAGAAGACCCUCCAGUGGUUUGAUGGGCUUGAGACCAUAUGCAGAGAGCACGGGACUAGCAAUUUAAAGGAAAGCUUUGCAUUCUUGACGCAAACUUGUAAGAAACUGCAAGAUAUACUAAAGGAAGUUGAAAAGAAAAACAAAAGAUUGCAAAAAAGUAAUCUCGAUGUAGUGUAAAGGAAGUACUGAAAGGGCAGCAGAGAAACCAAUAAGACAAUACAAUACAUUUUUUUGGGAUCUCUCCAGAAGCAUUUGUAUAUAAAGUUUUUUGGGGGGGUUGCCCCCUCUUCCUUGCCAUACCAGUUUUUGACUGAAAGCUGGUGAGUGCAAUAUUCUGGCAAACCAUCAUUUUCCCCUCCUGAAUUCUAUAAAUGCUGCAUAGACAUUUCUUUAAGUAAAUAACCAUACCCCCCUAAGAAUGUCUAAAUGAAUUGUCUGAAUGGUAGAAGUGCAGACGCAAAAUAAGUGCAUUGUAAUGAAGAUUUCAAUUCUCUGCACUAGUUCAUUUAAGCAACUUUAGUAGAGAGGAAGCUUUUUCUUUAAUGUACAAUAGGUUAGAAGCAUCUUAAUCUUAAACUAUUUUCUGGAAGUCAAGACUUGUCAGUAUUGAAAUAUUCCAUUUAGAAAUGUAAGAAUGUGACAUCAUAGUAAAACUUAGGCCUUGAGGAGAAAUACAUUUAAUAAAUGUUGGAGUUGGAAUUAAUCUAGACAAUAGUGAGUGGUUUCUAAAAUGGAGGGGUUAGUUGUUACUUCCAGUAUUUAAAAAAUAAAAAAAAAGGGGUUGAUAUUCUGAAGGAGUUAACAAAGACAGGACAGAGGGCCUGGAUCUUUCCUGUUUCUGGUGGAAAUAUUUCACAAAUACUAAUCAGUAGUCAUAAACCUAUGUACAGUAGGUGAUUAUACCAAUUUUGCAAAUGGAUAGAGUUAGUUUUGCUUUGAGCAGGAAGCGCACAUUGUACAGUGCUGUGUGUGAUAAGAGACAGAUAUGAGCUGCAGCGGAAUAACUCAGACUCUGGACUGCUUUGAAAGUUCUUGCACCAUAGUAUUUAUCGUAGUGUCAGCACAGCAUUAUACAUUGUGUGACUCUUGCUAAAAGCAAAACUUAGUUUGCAUAGCUAUACAAUGGGUAUACUCACCUACCUUACCAUGGGUGUUAUGUGGACUGAUUAAUAUUUGCGAAGUCCUUUGAGUUCCUUGAAUUAAGCUUACUUUAUAUGGACUUGUUCCACAAUCCAAAGAAAAUGUGAAUCUUUUCAUUGACUUCAGUGCCUUUUGGAUCAGCCCUUAUUUGCAUAUUAGUAUAGUAAAAAGAAGCUUAACUUUUACAGGGGCAAAACGUCCUUACUUUUUAAAAGAUACUUGCUUGAAUGAUGUUUAACUUCUGUAUAACUUGAGAGCUACUUAAAAAUUAUACAUAAGGUGACAAAAUAUAUUUUUUCAAUGCAUUCUGAAACUAUACUAUAAAAUAUUCUAUGCUAUUCUAUGAAAUUUGUCAAAUACCUGAAGACUUCUGGAUCAGCUCAAUAUGCUCAAAGAACAGGUCAACAAAUUUGAAGUGUCCACUGAUUUUGUGAGCCCAGUGUGACAUUUUGUGACUCAUCUUGGGCACCCAAAGUCAGAGUCCACAUCUGAAAAUUUGGCCAAAGACGUUAACUUUUAAUGUUUAACACUAGUCUUUGUGUGAACUAACGUGCAUUAAAUAAUACCUAAAGAUUUUCUAAUGGAAAUCAUUCUAAAGUAUCUUAUUUAGAGACUCAUUUUGUAUGUAUCACUUAAAACAAUGUUCAUUUUUCUGCGUUUUUUGAUCAGUAAAAUCUAAGUGUUCAUUUCCCCACCACUCAUUCUAACAUGUAGGAAGCUUCUGUGUACUGUAUGGCUGCAGCUAAAACUAGUAAAUAAACAUUCCAGUAACUCAUAA